Geodia barretti is the source of this 894-nucleotide messenger RNA. The record is from the annotation of a GenBank genome assembly. NCBI's taxonomy places the organism in Eukaryota, Metazoa, Porifera, Demospongiae, Tetractinellida, Geodiidae.
AUGGGUUCUCUUAAUACCGUCAUCGUCGAAUCAGCCUGCGUCAUCGCCAACGAAAUCGGCGCCCACGCCCUGUUCGUCUACGCCGACGCCAUUCAGGACUAUCCCAUCCCCAGCGGCAUGCUGGACGCCACCGACAUCAUCCUGAUCACCCACUCCGAAAGCCGCACCGAGCCCAGCGCGGAGGUCUCCGCCACCCUGCGCCUGCCGCCCAUUCCACUCACCCGCAUGGGACAGAUCAAGCUCGCCGUGGUUAUGGCGCUGUCCGAGGGCCACGUCACCGAGGGGGACAAGAUCGUCUGCCUGACCGGAUCAUCGGUUUUCGGCUCCCUCGAUUGCAUCGUCGUGCUCGACAUCGGCAAGGAACGGGAGUUGCUCAUCUCCACGAACGUGUCGGCCAUCGCGGGCAACAUCCCCUCCGCGGUUUUCGAGGCACUGUUGAAUCUCGCGGUGGAACUGGCCAGCCAGGGACGCGAGGGCAAGCCGGUGGGCGCCACCUUCGUGCUGGGCGACCACGACAAGGUGAUGCAGUUCUCGCGUCAAACCAUCUUCAACCCGUUCCAGGGCUAUCCCGCCGAGGAGCGCAACCUGCUCAACCCGCAACUGCGCGAAACCCUGAAGGAGUUCUCUGCCCUCGACGGCGCCUUCGUCAUCCGCGAAGACGGCGAGGUGACCUCCGCCGGCCGCCACCUCAACGCUGCUCUGGAAUCCACCGUCGACCUGCCCCAGGGCCUGGGUUCCCGCCACGUCGCCGCCGCCGGCAUCACCUCCGUCACCGAAGCCGUCGCCAUCGUCAUCUCCGAAUCCACCGGCGACGUACGCAUCUUCAAAGACGGCGCCAUCUUCAUGGAAAUCGAGAAGCCCUCCCGCCUGACGGUGUCGCCUCUGACAAGCUGA